Puntigrus tetrazona (Sumatra barb) is the source of this 2998-nucleotide messenger RNA. It is a transcript of the gene barhl1b, whose product is annotated as BarH-like homeobox 1b. The record is from RefSeq and is a predicted model, not a curated record. Bases 810 to 1781 code for a protein of 323 amino acids. The transcript is spliced from 3 exons. Gene Ontology annotation, biological process: regulation of transcription by RNA polymerase II. Gene Ontology annotation, molecular function: RNA polymerase II transcription regulatory region sequence-specific DNA binding; DNA-binding transcription factor activity, RNA polymerase II-specific. Gene Ontology annotation, cellular component: nucleus. Lineage: Eukaryota; Metazoa; Chordata; Actinopteri; Cypriniformes; Cyprinidae.
UGAGUUGUGCACAAGUUCAUUUGUUAGACUUUAUCUGACUUUCCGUUCCCCAAUGUGUCUAUUUAACCUGCAUUACCUCAUUUGCGCUUCUGUCUUCUCCCGGCAUUUUUUCAGUGCUCUACCGUCCGACGCUUUCGCAUUGCAUCACCUGCGCCGGCACAGAAUGCGCGUGUCUUUUCCAUCCGGAUUCGACUCUAUACUCGCCACAGCGAACUACCUUUGAACUGAUGAAAAUUUCAGCUGCUCAAUAGACGCGAGGCUCGAGCCGCCGCCGCCGCUUCGCUUCUGUCCGUGGUGCUGAAAUGCGCGCGCCCUCUAAGUAGGCUACCUUGCGGUUUCACACUAACGCUGUUACUUCAGAACGGCUUUUUGAAAUAAUUCGAUAAAUAAUUCAAAGCUACCAUCGAUGCGUCUCGCGUCUUCGAGAAAUACCGGGAUUGAAAAAAAAAAAUUAAUUAAAUUUGCCAGCCGAGAGUGUAUUUAGGCUGUAUCGAUUUUUUUGAGGAGCGAGCGAGGAGCUAAAGAAAAAAAAAACAUUUUUUGGAGGCAGGGUCUGUGUGUACUUCAUACGGAACCUCCUCAAGAAACCUCCUUUUCCUUUUUAAACUUAAACUAAAAGUCCUCAAGGAAGAAGAAAGUUUUUUUUUUUUUUUUUUUCCCAGACAGGGGAUGAAUAUUUCUCAUUUCCGAUUCUGCUUUGGAUUUUCCUCCUGGAUAGAUCGCUAUUAAAUCGAGCGCCAUUCACGCAGAACUUGCUUGAAUACAGAUGAUAAUCUGAACAGAGGCUUCACGCAAGCAGCAGUGUGGAGAUGGAAGCGUCCACCAACGGCUCCAGUUUUGGAAUCGACUCCCUGCUAUCCCACAGGCCCGGAAGCCCGGUCAUCGCGAAAGGGGACAGUUUGGUGGGAGAAUGCCGGUCCCCGCUGGAGUUCAGCCCCAGGUCAGACUUAGAGAGCGGUUGUUCCUCUCCUCCGUCCCCGCGGCGGGAGUGCGGCGAGGAUGCGGCGCAGAGACAGGGUCACCCGCUCGGGCUCGCGUCCCAUUUGCAGCACGGGCCGAUCAGCGCUGGAUCGCAACCUCGGACUGUCACUUCAUCCUUCUUAAUAAGAGAUAUUCUGGCUGACUGCAAACCUUUAGCGGCGUGUGCUCCUUACUCCAGCAACGGCCAGCCGACUCAGGAGGCAGGGAGGCUGGCAUCUAAAAUCGCAGACGACUUCAUUGAAAAGAUCCACAGCAACUCUUCGUCAGACAGUGAAUACAAAGUGAAGGAGGAGGGCGACAGGGAGAUCUCGAGCAGCAGAGACAGCCCGCAGGUUCGCCUGAAGAAGCCACGGAAAGCGCGGACCGCCUUCACUGACCAUCAGCUCGCCCAGCUGGAGCGCAGUUUCGAGCGUCAGAAGUAUCUGAGCGUGCAGGACAGGAUGGAGCUGGCAGCCUCUCUCAACCUGACCGACACGCAGGUCAAAACCUGGUACCAGAACAGGAGGACCAAGUGGAAGAGGCAAACGGCGGUCGGACUGGAAUUGUUAGCGGAGGCUGGAAACUAUUCCGCGCUGCAAAGGAUGUUCCCUUCGCCGUAUUUCUACCCUCAAAGCCUGGUGUCGAACCUGGACCCCGGAGCGGCGCUCUACUUAUACAGGGGACCUUCGGCGCCCCCGCCGGCGCUGCAGCGUCCUCUCGUUCCCCGGAUUCUUCUGCACGGUCUCCAGGGCGCCAACGAGCCGCCGCCGCCUCUGCCCCCCCUCUCCGGUGUGUUACCCAGACCGACACCACCGCGAUGAACGGCGCGAUUCGGACUCGUUUGCAGUACAUGGCAGCUUUGAACUCCACCAUCACAAAAAAAAAAAAAAAAAAAAAAAAAAAAAAAAACAAAAAUUUGUUUUUCUGGUGACAAAAUAUUCGAGAAAUUUUACGAAGCCACAAAAACAAACGGACGCAAAAGUGAUUAGAGACAUUUUUAAACUUUAUUUAAAUAUUUAUUUUACUUAUCUUUUUUUGUAACUUAUGUUUAUAUUUUUUAUUUACCUUAAAUGUUAAAUCUGGAGGAAACAAACACAGACCGUUAUAUACUGAACGCACUAAUAACGGGACUUGAUUCUACAGGGACAUUUCGUUUUGCAAAUUAUUAUUAUUAUUAUUAUUAUUAUUAUUAUUAUUAUUAUUAUUAUUAUUAUUAUUUUAACUAGUCGAUAUUACGGUUGUUAAUUGUUGGUGCAUCCCCUGACGCAAAGAAUAUUUAAAUGGUAGAUUCAUAUUUAAUUAUCCUGAGAUGAAAUCCAGGUCAUAAAUCGCGGGCUUUGUAGUGACCCUCUAAAAUGUACAAAGGAAAAGAGGUGUAAAUAAGAAUAUUUUGUUUUAUGUCGAAAGACAGAUCUCGAUUUUUCUCUUUUUGUAUCAUAUUUCCAAGCCUUAAGUUAACAGGUGAGACUGACUUGAGCAGCACAUUAAAACCCGACACGUCUACAGACUGAAAAAAGCAACUUUAAAUGAAGAAGCGUCGCCUUUCUGUUUGACAAACAGUUGAAUGGCGCGGAGUGCUACGCCUGAACAGGUGGAUCGGACGAGAUGGAUUAUUAAUCGAUUAUCAAUCGAUUAUUUUUGUGCUGCUUUUUUCGUUUCUAUAUUCCCGCGCAACUGCCAGCAGUGUCACUUUGAUGUCGACGGGAAAACGCCAAGUCCUCGUUUCAGAUCACGUGCGAUCAAUAAGGCGUCUGAAAGGAGACGGCGCGCAAAGUGUUCGCCCAGGCAUUGUGCAAUAACUCUGUAUAAAGCCGUUGAAAUAUCUUGUCAUUCUUUCUGGUGAAGCUGUAUAUUGAGAAUAAUGAUUUGUGAAGUAAUGAUUCUCGUAACUCCAGAUGAUUUUCGUUCGUGCCCCCCCACCCCGGUGUGCUUAACUUCUUGAAAACUCUUAAAACCGCUGGAUGUGCGGGGGAGGGUGGUCUUUAAGCAAGGAGAAUUACUUUUAUAAAUGUGCUAAUAAAGAUCUUUCAUUAAUUUA